ACAUUCCAGACAUUCUUUUACAGCUUGGCAGCCCGGUGAUGUUUGGUUUCGGCUGUGGGAACUGGAACUAGACUAAUAUGCAGGCCCACCAAGGUAGAAAUAACGCCUGGCGGAAAUUGACAUUUCUCCAUGAAUUUCCCGCCGAUUGCUUCACUUGCUGCAUUCAGGAGUGUUUUAGGGAGAUCCCGUCACCUCAUCAAGCCGCUUUCACGAAAAAUAGCUUCUUCUCUGACGAUGGAAAACCAGAGACUUGUGUGGGUCGAUCUAGAGAUGACAGGUCUUGACAUCGAUGAGUGUCAUAUUAUAGAAAUGGCAUGCCUGAUCACAGAUGAAAACCUCAAUAUUGUGGCAGAGGCACCUGACUUAGUGAUUCAUCAGCCAAACUCAGUCUUAGAAGCCAUGGAUGAAUGGUGUGUCAAACAUCAUGGAGAGUCAGGUUUAACAGCUGCUGUUAAAGCAUCCAAAACCAGCCUCUCAGAGGCACAACAAAUUUUUCUGGAGUUUAUAAAAAAACACACUCCAGCUAAGCAGUGUGCACUGGCUGGAAACAGCGUGCAUUGGGAUAAAAAGUUCCUGGACAAGUACAUGCCUAAAUUUAUGAAUCACCUACAUUACAGAAUUGUGGAUGUUAGCACAGUGAAAGAACUCUGUAGGAGAUGGUAUCCUGAGAUUUAUCAACAAGUUCCCAAGAAAAAGCAAACCCACAGAGCCCUGGAUGACAUCAAAGAAAGCAUUGUUGAACUUCAGUUUUACAAGCAGAAGAUAUUUAAGUAAUAAGAUGCAAAACAAAACAGUUUCUUGAUUUACUUAGAACAUUUGAUCAGCAGUAGAAGAUGAAAAUGAUAUCUAAUAUAAACCCUGCCAAAGAAAAGUGCAUCUCGUAACUUUUUUUUUUACUCCUUUAAAACUAUUUUUGCUCCAUUUUUUUAAUAUUUAAGACCCUUCAUAUUUACCAGUAUAUUUUGAAAGUAACUUGGUUGAUAACAUGAAUAAUAAAGUGAAAAAAAAAAACAAGAACGAAUUAGUUCAAUAAAAUGCUGCAGACUGCCAA
Messenger RNA from Pocillopora damicornis (cauliflower coral), 1051 nucleotides. RefSeq names its product oligoribonuclease, mitochondrial. Gene Ontology annotation, cellular component: mitochondrion. The record is from RefSeq and is a predicted model, not a curated record. Lineage: Eukaryota; Metazoa; Cnidaria; Anthozoa; Scleractinia; Pocilloporidae. Gene Ontology annotation, molecular function: 3'-5'-RNA exonuclease activity; nucleic acid binding.